Messenger RNA from Acipenser ruthenus (sterlet), 1254 nucleotides. It is a transcript of the gene rps19bp1, whose product is annotated as ribosomal protein S19 binding protein 1. The record is from RefSeq and is a predicted model, not a curated record. Gene Ontology annotation, molecular function: enzyme binding. The transcript has 4 exons. Gene Ontology annotation, cellular component: nucleolus. Lineage: Eukaryota; Metazoa; Chordata; Actinopteri; Acipenseriformes; Acipenseridae. The coding region runs from base 184 to 660 and encodes 158 amino acids.
GCACACCACGAAAGAGGAACUCGCAUGUAGCGGGACCGUGUUUCCACCCGGAUAACUUUUUCUAUAGAAAUUCCCCUUGCGCAGAGUUUACCGGAAGUCGAACCCCCCAUGUGUGUGUAUUUAAAAAUAAAAUAUAUAUUUUUUAACUCUUAUUAAUACAGAAACUAUCAAUACGUUAUCAAAAUGUCGCUGUCUCUCAUCAGAAAGGGACUGGACCUCUUUAGCGAAGAUAUUAAAGAGGGCGGUGGCGCGGCUGGACGGAAAAAGCCGAAGAGCCGAGCCGAACCGAACAGCGUGAUGAACAGAAUCGGCUCCAAUCGGGUCGGAGUGAAGAAACAGGUGCGGCGGAUCCACGGAACCGCCGGCAAGCGGCGGAACCGAGCUACCGUCAAGAACAAACCCGUCAAGUCCGCUAUAGAGGAGUAUCGGAAAAACCAGCCCACCAGUCACUUGGAGAAAAAUCUGGCAUACAUGCUGGGGAAGACCGUGACUGCAGAGGCCAAAGUCACAGAGAAGAUCGUGCUUCAGAACCGAGGGAGACAGUCUCGGGAUCGUCCCGCAGAAGAGAAGAAAAAGCCGCAGGAGAAAUCGCUCUUCACGGAGGCAGACUUCCAGAAUUUCCAGAAGGAAUUUUUUGGAAGGCGAGUGGAAGGGGUGUGAGACCCAUCUCCCAGUCCCGGGACAGAGCUUCAGAAUCUAGCUUGAUCAGCCCCCAGUGUGUCUAGCUAACAAGCUCAGGUGUGUCUGAUUAUUAAACUCCUAGUGAAACCAGGACUGGAUCACACUGCUGUGCAGCGGGAGUCUGAUUCCCAGCCCUGUAGAUAGACUUUGGUUGAAGGAGGUUUGUAGCUGAUUUUAUAGUGAAGAGAGCUACAGGAUAUUGCUGGGAACUGUGGGAUAUUUAGACAGAGAGAUCAGGGCUGGGAAUCAGACUCCUAUCCCACAGCAGUGUGAUCCAGUCCAGGUUUUACUGCUACCAGCUUGAUCAGCCCCCAGCGUGUCUAGCUAACAAGCUCAGGUGUGUCUGAUUAUUAAACUCCUAGUGAAACCAGGACUGGAUCACACUGCUGUGGAACGGGAGUCUGAUUCCCCUCUCCUGUGACAGAAAGCAGACUUGAACUCUCUUCUGUGAGGUAGAAUUGACUUUCAUGAUUUCAAACCCAAUUUCCUGCAUUAGUAUCCUUUUGAAACUUUUUUUUCGAUACAUCCCUUCUAUAAACUCUGUUUCAAGAACGAAUAAAUAUUUUAAAACAC